AUGGGCCAGAUUUUGUGGGAUGAGGCUCUGCAUACCCUUGAAGAGGAGGACAGGGCCCGUUAUGAGCAUCUACUCGUGAAAGGUGCGGGGUACGAAAGUGUCGUCUCUGAUGUGCUCAAUGCGACCCUAGAAAAGAAAGAAGAAUGCAAGAAGAAGAGAUGGAAGGUGUCAAUUAGGGGCAGGAUCAUCGUUCUCCGAGAUAUAUUGGAGAAGGUGGCUGUUUGGGUGACCAAAUUUGUCGCUGUUGGCGAUAGUGCUGUUCAGUAUGACCCAGGGCAUGCGGCACUGCCUUGGGCAGCAGUACGAUUCAUCUUGAAGGCCACGAUUACUGAGGUCGAAGUCUUUGGCGCUAUUCUACAGGUGGUAGAGUCAAUAUCUAAUACCCUGGCGCGGUGCAUCAUCAUGGAGAGUCUAUAUUUGUCCAGAAGUAUGCCUUCUAAUGCGGAAUGCAGCAACUUCGAAGUCACCGAUCGUCUUCGCCAAAGUCUGGUCGAGCUUUACGCCUCAAUACUAGGUUUUCUUGGCAGGUCAUUGAAAUAUUACUCUCACAGCACCGCUAUCCGGAUUGCGAAGAGCAUGGUCAUCAAUAUCAACGAUAUUGAAUCAUGGUCGAAGCCGAUCGGAGAGAAGCAAACGGAGGUGGAUCGCCUCUUCGCGCUUUUGUCACAAAACGAAAAGCUCGACGAGACAUAUUUGACCUUACAACAGCUGUUUGACGAGCUGAGACGUCCAAUAAUCAGGAUUGAUGAUCAGCUGUCAAAGGCCCAGGACGAUUUGGAGCGACAAAAGAGAGUUUCCAUCAUCAAAUCUGUAUCUACCAUCAACUUUGUCACCCAACACAAAGUGGCAAAUGCAAGCCUGCUUCCAGAUUCGGGGAGCUGGUUUCUCAACAAACCCCAAUUCCAAGAGUGGCGCGACGAGAGCUGCUCUUCUGUCCUAUGGCUGCAUGGUAUACCUGGCUCGGGCAAAACCAAAUUGACUUCCAUGGUCGUCAGUGAGUUAAAAUCAACUUCUCACAUAGCAUACUUCUACUGCGUUCGGAAUCUUGCCGAACCGGAAAGGGCAGAGUGCGACAGUAUUCUCUUGUCGUUGGUCCGGCAGCUAGCAUGCCCAGCUCCAAGUGGCCCGAUACUGGCUCCAGUCAUAUCAAGAUACGAAGAUGCUCUUGACGAGAUGGUGGAAUUUUCCGAUGUUACUUGGACCCGCGAGGAGACCAUUCAAGUAUUGGUUGAACUCUGCGACCUCUACCCUGCCGUCACAUUUGUCAUCGAUGCGCUUGACGAAGUCAACCCGAUGAACCGAUUGGAGCUUCUUGAUGGGCUUCUCAAAAUUAUGGACGAGUCUCAGGCUUUGGUCAAAGUCUUUAUAUCGAGCAGAGAGAACAUGGACAUCGUUGCACGACUGGAGAACACCCCUAACCUUAGGAUCGGUGCCAAAGAGAACACUGAAGACAUAGCCAAAUUCGUCCAUCAGCAGCUGAAGGUGGCGAAUCUUCUCAAUGGAAGGCUUCCGCCAUCUCUGAAAGAGAAGAUACCGGAGACUCUUAUCGAAGGCGCACAGGGGAUGUUUCGAUGGGUGGACUUGCAGAUACAGUCCUUGAGGCCGUUGAAGGUAGCAGCAGAUAUAGAGGCUAGACUUGGGCGGCUUCCCCGAUCACUCGAGGAAUCGUAUUCCGAGAUACUAGAGCAGAUUGAGGCGUCAGGUGAAUAUGCUUUCAAGCUGGCCAUCUUCACCUUUCAGUGGCUACUAUAUGCUCGCAAACCUGUCGCCAUUGCCGAUUUCGCGCUAUUUGCGACAGCCCGAUCGACGCAUACGGCGCCUUUCACCAGUUUCGAAGUUCUGGACGUCUGUCAAAAUUUAGUCGUCAGUAAUGACGCGGGCAUAUUCAGGUUCGCGCACUUGUCUGUGCGAGAAUUCCUCGAGAAA
Mytilinidion resinicola is the source of this 1926-nucleotide messenger RNA. RefSeq lists its product as uncharacterized. The annotation marks the transcript as partial. The transcript is spliced from 3 exons. The record is from RefSeq and is a predicted model, not a curated record. NCBI's taxonomy places the organism in Eukaryota, Fungi, Ascomycota, Dothideomycetes, Mytilinidiales, Mytilinidiaceae.